Messenger RNA from Strongyloides ratti, 636 nucleotides. Its product is annotated as Basic-leucine zipper domain-containing protein. NCBI's taxonomy places the organism in Eukaryota, Metazoa, Nematoda, Chromadorea, Rhabditida, Strongyloididae. The record is from RefSeq and is a predicted model, not a curated record. Gene Ontology annotation, biological process: regulation of transcription by RNA polymerase II; DNA-templated transcription. Bases 1 to 636 code for a protein of 211 amino acids. Gene Ontology annotation, molecular function: DNA-binding transcription factor activity, RNA polymerase II-specific; RNA polymerase II cis-regulatory region sequence-specific DNA binding. The transcript has a single exon.
AUGUUACAAGCAGCUUACUCAUCUAACAAUGUAUAUCCAAUGUCAUCAUCAUUAAAUUUUUAUAAUCCAUUUGACUCAACAACAAAUCAAAUGAAUACCUAUUUACAAACACCAUAUCAAGAAAAUAUACCACCAGUAAUGGGAAAUUCAUUAGUCCCCCAAACAUCAUUCACAAAUGUCUUUCAAGAUACAACAAAUUUUAUGUUUAAUGAUAAAAAUCUACCAAACGCAGAGGAGCAAAAAAAAUAUAGAGAAAGAAGAGAUAGAAAUAAUAAAGCAGCAAAACAAUCACGAUGUAAAAGAAGGGAACGUGAAAGAAAUUUACAAUUACGAGUGGAAGAAUUAGAAAAAGAAAAUUAUACAUUAAAAGAAAAAAUAAAACAACUAGAGAAUGAACAUUAUAGUAUUAAAAAUUAUAAUAAUAUUAAUUUAAUUAAAGAUGACAUUAAAAAUGAUUAUUAUGACAAAACUUUUGGAAAUAAUACUGGAAAUUAUUAUAAUCAACAAUUAUCAACAUCCUACUCAAGUAAUGAAACUGUUUCAAGUUCCUCACCAGAUUCAUUAUUAAAUAAAUCUAUGGAUGGACUUAAUAAAAUUGAACCAAUUACCGAUGUAUAUUUAAUGAAUGGGUUAUAA